AUGAGUGAGCGACACAUGCACAGCGGAAGUAAAGGGGUUCUACUCGUUAUGGUGCUUGUUGUCAGUUUCUGGGAGAUGACGACACCGACAGAAGGAACUACAGCUGCCCACCACGUGCGGACGGGCACCUGCGAGGUGGUGGCGCUACAUCGCUGCUGCAACAAGAACAAAAUCGAGGAACGGUCGCAAACCGUCAAGUGCUCCUGUUUUCCUGGGCAGGUGGCGGGCACCACCAGGGCCGCGCCGUCGUGUGUAGACGCCUCCAUAGUGGAGCAGAAGUGGUGGUGUCAGAUGCAUCCAUGCCUCGACGGGGAGGAAUGUAAAGUCCUUCCUGAUCUAAAGGGCUGGAGCUGUGCUACAGGGAACAAAAUCAAAACCACCAAGAUUUCUGCCGACAAAGACCAGCUUUGGUAAUGGCCGCUACGUCAAAGCACAGUCCAGGUGAAUCAACAGAUCUGUCCGUCACCACAUGGUCAGAGGAGAAUGGAAUCCCGGAGGUCAGUGGAGGAACUUCCUGUAAAUAGAGACUGCCUUUUCUUCUGGACUUCAUUUAAUCUUCAGGAGAGAAAAACAAACUAAAUAAAAGACACUAAACGCUUUUCCCAGAACUCUUGGACAGAAUCGAGGAGCAGAUCUGAUUCAAAGACUUUCUCGGGUUAGCCUUACUGGACCACAGGUUUUACGCUCCGACUUAACCGCUUGUAGUAAAGUACGAUGGUGAACUUUG
Messenger RNA from Cynoglossus semilaevis (tongue sole), 727 nucleotides. RefSeq names its product TAFA chemokine like family member 2 (gene tafa2). Gene Ontology annotation, molecular function: receptor ligand activity. The coding region runs from base 1 to 414 and encodes 137 amino acids. The record is from RefSeq and is a predicted model, not a curated record. The transcript is spliced from 5 exons. NCBI's taxonomy places the organism in Eukaryota, Metazoa, Chordata, Actinopteri, Pleuronectiformes, Cynoglossidae.